AUGCCGGGCAAUCUAUACACCAUGAGCCUCCUUUCCUCCAGCAACCUUAGCAAGGCCGGCCCCUUUUUUGCGGCCCUGGAACAGCAGCUUUACCAGCCCAUCAUUCCAGGGAAAUCUAUCAACGGGCCGACCGUCCCAGUAGACGAAGCGAGGAGCACAGCUCGGCAACACCGAACAGACGAGUUCGAUGACGUUGGCGAGGCAUCCGUGGCCAAGCAUUACUUUGAUGUUCCCUUCGAAGUAGACGUCACCAACCACCCAGUUGACGAGACUGAGAAAGUGAAAAAGGAAGAAGAACCAACUCUCGAUAGUGCGCGGCAACAGAAAUCCGUGGCCGAAGCACGCGAGUUCUUGAGGAAUUUCAUCGAGGCAAGAUGGGAGGAUCAACUACUUGCGGGAUACAUCAAGAUUCAGUGCGAUCUGACCAUGUUCGAGAUCAGGGAACUCGGUCGUCUGGACAAGGCAAACGGCUUACAGGAGUGCCGAAAGCUCGUCAGCGCGCCAGUGAUCCACGAUGCUAUUGGGUAUGCCCUCUGGUCUGAGCUGGCAGGAGAAAUUGCCACAGGCAGAGAAGAAACGCUGGGCGACAACAUCGAAGCAACAAAACAUACAUCCACCAAUACGGGGGAGGAUACAGUCGUCAACUGCGAUGAGCCCAACGAGCGUAGAAGAAGUUGCUGCCCGACGGGCGAGGUCAAUGAGGAGACGGGCUACGGAUGGAGAUGCCAUUGCCGCACAGUCUGCGCCAAGAAUCACUUCACCGUAUAUGGCCACUACGGCACGCGCGCGACGAAUGAGCGAUUUGCACUUGGUACGGCCGCAUCAAGUCAUAUGCACCACCUGCGGGAGCAGAGCAGUGCCGAAACCCAGGCACGACGACAACGCGAUAUCCGACGAUGA
Messenger RNA from Colletotrichum spaethianum, 900 nucleotides. RefSeq lists its product as uncharacterized. The transcript has 2 exons. The record is from RefSeq and is a predicted model, not a curated record. Bases 1 to 900 code for a protein of 299 amino acids. NCBI's taxonomy places the organism in Eukaryota, Fungi, Ascomycota, Sordariomycetes, Glomerellales, Glomerellaceae.